AUGACGAUCUCUCUGGUCGUGCUCUUCCGCAAGGGAAUGAUACUUGGGAGGAUCUUGCGGUUUCAAGGAGAGUUUGCGGAAUCCCUGGUGCAUCUUCAGAAGGCGCGCAAAAUGGCAGAGAAGUGUAAAGAGCUUGUCUUUGAUAAAGAUCUCCGAGAUCUUACCUGCGACCUGGCUGAUACACUUCGAGAACUUGAUGAACCCAAAUCCGCCGAGCAUGUCCUCCGCCCGGAGAUCACACACCAGAUCCAGCGCGGAACAUCCUUGGCUGGCAGCGCACUUCUCGAGCUGUCUCUUGCGGAAGCACUUUUGCUCAACAGCGUUUCAAAGAGGCGGAAAGACUUUGCUUAG
Molecule: messenger RNA, 351 nt
Organism: Eremomyces bilateralis CBS 781.70
Lineage: Eukaryota; Fungi; Ascomycota; Dothideomycetes; Eremomycetales; Eremomycetaceae
Exons: 2
Coding region: 1-351 (116 amino acids)
Source: RefSeq, a predicted model, not a curated record